Ectocarpus siliculosus is the source of this 1392-nucleotide messenger RNA. NCBI's taxonomy places the organism in Eukaryota, Phaeophyceae, Ectocarpales, Ectocarpaceae. The record is from the annotation of a GenBank genome assembly.
AUGGGGGCAGACACAUUGGCGGCAGCAGUUACAUCACAUGCGGAGAGCGGAAUAUUGAGCAGUACGACGCUGGAAGAGGUAUCGGGUGUGGUAGAAGACAUGAUCAAAGUAUCGACGGAAGACGGGCAGGUGCUGGAGUCUGGCCCAGCGGCUUCUCUUUUGCAGACUGUAGGUGUUCUCCUACACGAGAGUAAUGUAUCAUCGUCGGUCGCUGAAGGUAACGGCUACUACUCCGGCAGAAACGGCACCCUCAUGCUUCUCGGCAGCCUUGGACGCGCUGUGGCGAUCGGAUCCGAGGCGGGUGAAGAGGUGGAUCAAGUCAGUACUGGCUCUGUCGAUCUGCAGGCAGCGAAGGUCGCCGAGUCCUCCAUUCAUGAGGCUGUUGUCUCUGUUGGCGAGAACGGAGCACAAGUGUCGUUUGAAGACUGGAUGGCACCGGCCGGCGUCGAAGACAAUUCCACGUUCGUUGUGGCGGUGACAUCGCUAGGCACGUUCGAAUCGGAAGAGCCAAGAAACAUCACAACAAUCAACGCGUGGGAUGCAGAAGGCAGAGCUAUCCACGACUUGGCCUUUCCUGUGAAGUUCUUCGUUCCAACCAAGGUGGUGAUACCGCCAUGGGCACCAGAUGGCAUUACGCCCACUUGUGCGUAUUGGUCCGAAGUUAGCAACGAGUGGAAGUCGGACGGCAUCGUUCUAGGGUCUUCUACCAAUGAAGUGGGCGGAGCCUCCUCGAUAACCUGUUCGACCUUUCAUCUGAGUCCUUUCGCGAUAGCACAGGAACAGAGCGCAUCAGUUCAGUGGAUUACCGCCGACCGGCUAACAGACACCAAUGUUCUACGAGAGUAUUGGGCUGAAAGCUGGCCGGCCAUCCUGUUCCUGAGCAUGGUCAUGGUCCUUUUUCUGGCGCCUGCUGCGUUGCUGCACUGGCAGGAUAUCAAGCGGGGUGUAGACCAUCAGUAUCUCGCCAUUCUGCGACACUCAUACCUGGGCCGGGGCAGGUGCUCUCGCGAGGACCAACCGGUGCAAUCCCGGAUGAAGGAGAAAGCGCGCGAGGCACACAAAUAUGUUGCCAAUAGCAACCAGCUGGAUAGCGGCUACCUCCAGAUCCACAAUAUUGCACCAUCGAAGAGAACGGACUGUUUGGCUACGGCUUCUGCGAAGAGCGUAUUUAUGAACCAUGCCUGGCGACAUCUAUGGGGCUCGCCGACCGAGCACUUCAAGAAGACGCUUCUCACGAGGUCUCAGCACCUCGUGAUACUGCUAGCUGACUGGAUGAGCGCGGUGGCUCUCCAGGCAGUAUUCUACGGCAAGAGUCAAGUCAGCAUUCGGCAAAAGGUACUUUCGAUCUCUGGCGCAAGGUAUCGCGUGAUCACAUCCGUUACUUUUCGAUGA